CAUAAUGAAAAUUUUGUCAAUUGUCAAACUUCAACUACAUCAUCACCAUCAACGAUAACAUCAAAAACAACAACAACAAAAUAUAAUAAUUAUGGCGGAUAUCAAAAAAACAAUGGCUAUGGUUAUAGUAAUGGUGGUGGUGGCGGUCAUCAUGGAGGAUAUUAUCAAGAGGCUAGCCCAAAUGGUGGUGGUCUUGGUGGUUUGAUUGAUGUGGAUGUACAUAGAUUAAGCAAUGGUGGUAAACAUGUUGGCGUUCAUGUUCCAAUUUUCUACACAAUGGAUUUGGAUAAAGAUCCAUAUCGAAAAAAUCUUGGUCUAAGUAUUUUGGAUGGCCUAAUCAAAGUACGUGUCAAUAAUGAUCCACAUAAAUAUCAAAAACCAUAUGGACAAUAUUCAUCGUAUGGAGGAUAUUCAUCAUAUGAACCGUAUUCAUCGUAUGGACGGCCAUCAUUACAAUCAUUAUUGUUGGGUAAAGGAAAAAUUAAAGAAACUGAACUAUAUGAAUUACUUGCACAACAAUUAUUAUAUUGAUGACAAUUUUUGAAAUCAAUAAUUUUCGAUUACUUUGAUUAAGUUUUUUCCCCACUGAUUAAUUGAUUGUUUUGCCUCAUUAGAU
Messenger RNA from Dermatophagoides pteronyssinus (European house dust mite), 616 nucleotides. RefSeq lists its product as uncharacterized. NCBI's taxonomy places the organism in Eukaryota, Metazoa, Arthropoda, Arachnida, Sarcoptiformes, Pyroglyphidae. The record is from RefSeq and is a predicted model, not a curated record.